Messenger RNA from Lepus europaeus (European hare), 1683 nucleotides. RefSeq names its product germ cell-less protein-like 1. The transcript has a single exon. Lineage: Eukaryota; Metazoa; Chordata; Mammalia; Lagomorpha; Leporidae. Bases 1 to 1683 code for a protein of 560 amino acids. Gene Ontology annotation, biological process: germ cell development. Gene Ontology annotation, molecular function: protein binding. The record is from RefSeq and is a predicted model, not a curated record. Gene Ontology annotation, cellular component: nucleus.
AUGGAGCCCCGUGCGGCUUCGCUUAACGUGUAUAACGAAGUCGGAAGAGACGUUUUUUGUUCCCAGCAGCACUCGGGGCAGAGCUUCUCUCUGUGGAAGGUUCGCCUGAUAAAGAGGUACACCCUCCGCACCCUUGAGGUACAGACCAUGGGAGCUCUGAGCAGUCGGAUCCUGAGGCGCCAGGGAGUUCGUGCUCCAGAGGAACCAGGUGCCGCUAGGGAACAGGCGGAGGCGUCUGGGGAGGCGGAAGUGGUAGUGGAGAGAGAGGAAGAGCGUGAAGAGAACAGACCCACUACCAGUCAGGGCGGCCGCAAGCGGAGGGCCAGUCCUGGCGGGCCACUGACAAAAACCCUCCCUGGGAAGCGUGCCAAAGACAAAUCCUUGUCCGUUUAUGAGGCACUCUUCCUGAGGGGUGAAGACAGUGACGUACAGAUCCGGGCAUUGGGGGAGGAAUGGAACUUGCACAGAGUCUACCUUUGCCAGUCAGGGUACUUUGCGAGCAUGUUCAGCGGUGCCUGGCGGGAGACAAACAUGGAUACGAUAGAGCUACAGAUGCCUGACGAGAACAUUGAUAGUGAAGCCCUGCAUGAGGCUUUGGGCUCUUUAUAUCGCAAUGUAGUUACCAUCCCUCCCAGCCGAGUUGUCACUAUGCUGGCCACAGCCAGCAUGCUGCAGCUGGAUGAGCUAAUUCAGCAGUGUGAGGAGGUCAUGAAGGAGAGGGUGAGUGCCGAGACCGUGUGCAGCUACUUCUACGCUGCCGACAGCUAUGGGCUCCAGAACAUCAGGGCCAUGUGCUUCCAGUGGCUGCUGGACAACCUGAUGACACAUUGUACUGAGGAGCUACUGCGAGAAAUCAGCCUGGAUCUAAUGAAGGAAAUCAUCACCUCCUCAGAGCUCUUGGUGAUGGAAGUGGAAAUGGACGUGUACAUCACGCUGAAAAAGUGGAUGUUUCUGCAAUUGCAGCCCACAUGGAAAGGCUCCCGAAAAGCACUGCUGCCUGAUGCGGACUCGUGCUUUGCCAGGUACAAGAGGGAGGCAGAAGGUGUCCCUUUCCUAGAAAGCGAGCAGGGUAGAGCAUUUGUGCCAGCAUUCCAGCAGCUGCGGCUCGCCUACAUAAUUUGUGACCUGCCUGCUGCUCGUGUCAUUGACCAGGAUGCGCUGAUCCCUGCCUCGUGGUUAACCCCGGUGUACAAAGAGCAAUGGCUUGCACUCCUCCGGGCUGAACAGACAAGGGAUCUGGGACGCACAGAUAUCUAUGUGUCAGACCUCCAGGGGAACAGCAUGCGGUGCGGGGGACAGCUUCUCAGGGAUGAGCAGCAUAGCUGGAGGUGGGCUGGCUUCAAUUUCGGCUGGGACUUGGUGGUGUGCUAUGCCAACAGGCGCAUCAUUUUCCGGCGCAGUGCACUGAAUAAGUCCUGUGGCCUUGGGAUCAGCUUACUCUGGCAAAGAAAAGUUGCAUUCCGCCUCCGCCUGGCCUCAUUGGACAGAGUUGGCAGAGCCACUUUCAGGGAAGACACAGGAUUCCAGAUGCUUUCCCUUGGAAAGGAUGAAGAGCUAGAGGUAGUAAAUCUGGAGAACCAAGAUGUGGUCUUCCCCAUAUAUGUGGCCUGUAACUUCUUAUACCUCCCCAGAGAGAGAAGCACUGCUCAGAGUGAAGACCCCUGCACGAGCCCAGAGAGCUGA